AUGUCGCUAAACGUUCUUGUUACCGGAGCCAGUGGCCUCCUUGGCCGUCAGGUAUUCAACACCUUCAAGCACUCGGGCUGCUUGACUGUCGGCCAGGGUUUCACUAGAGCUACCCCGCCUACAAUUUUGAAGGCGGAUCUGGAGAAGAGUGAAGAUGUAAAGACGAUUCUGGAUGAGGCUAAGCCUCAGAUUGUCAUUCAUUGUGCCGCAAACCGUUCUCCGGAUCUAUGCGACCAGAACCCUGAACAAGCUCGCAGAGUGAAUGUUGAUGCUACACGUCUUCUGGCAGAACAGACCUCCUCGCGCGGUGCCAUGCUUAUCUACAUCUCGACGGACUAUGUCUUCCCGGGAACCGAAGGAGACGCACCAUACGAGGCAGACACAGAAACCAAGCCACCAAACUUCUACGGCCAGUUGAAGCGGGACGGUGAACUGGCAGUCCUGGAAGCCACCAAGGACACCGGCUUGGGUAUCGUUCUGCGUGUGCCUGUGCUGUACGGAACCGCUAGCAACAACUCUGAAAGUGCCAUCAACACCCUCAUCGAUGCAGUGUGGAAGGCACAAGAUGAGAAAGCGGGUAUCAAGAUGGAUGACUGGGCACAGCGGUAUCCCACUAACACUGAGGACGUGGCGCGUGUGUGCCGUGACAUUGUGAUCAAGUAUGUCAAAGAGAAGGAGAAGCUGAAGGAGCUUCCAAAGAUCCUUCAAUUCUCAUCCGAAGACCGGAUGACCAAGUAUGAGAUCUGUGAGAAGUUGGCACAGGUGCUCGGGUUGUCGCUCGCGGGGAUGGAGCGGAACAAGCAGGGCAACGACCCGAAUGCUUCUGUGCAGAGACCUUAUGAUACCCAUCUGUCGACCAAGACUCUAAAGGACCUUGGGAUUGAUGUUAGCACUAUGGAUUUUGUUGCGUGGUGGCGCAAGAGCCUGGGAGCCUACAGGAAAUAA
Aspergillus chevalieri is the source of this 945-nucleotide messenger RNA. Its product is annotated as dTDP-4-dehydrorhamnose reductase family protein. Bases 1 to 945 code for a protein of 314 amino acids. The transcript has 4 exons. Lineage: Eukaryota; Fungi; Ascomycota; Eurotiomycetes; Eurotiales; Aspergillaceae. Gene Ontology annotation, biological process: S-adenosylmethionine biosynthetic process. Gene Ontology annotation, molecular function: methionine adenosyltransferase regulator activity. Gene Ontology annotation, cellular component: methionine adenosyltransferase complex. The record is from RefSeq and is a predicted model, not a curated record.